This is a messenger RNA of Humulus lupulus (European hop), 593 nucleotides long. RefSeq lists its product as uncharacterized. The transcript has 2 exons. Gene Ontology annotation, cellular component: anaphase-promoting complex. The coding region runs from base 98 to 397 and encodes 99 amino acids. Lineage: Eukaryota; Viridiplantae; Streptophyta; Magnoliopsida; Rosales; Cannabaceae. The record is from RefSeq and is a predicted model, not a curated record. Gene Ontology annotation, biological process: regulation of mitotic cell cycle spindle assembly checkpoint.
GCAUAACUGGAUGUUAGAACAAUAAUUACUUAGGCUAACUACCACUAAUCUUAAGAGAGGAGCGUCUAACCAAAACACACCCACUUUCCGUGAGAGAAUGUUGCAGUUCCCGGGAUUCAUGACGGAAUACCCAUGGUCCACGACCAAGAUUCCGACGUCUUUUUUGCUGCCAUCCCAAUGGCCUCAACCCCAAAGCGAAGAACUCCUCCUGGCCAUGGAAGAGUCCGAAUAUGAGGACAAGCUGAAUGAAAUCAGAAAGACUAAUAACAACCUGGUGGUGAUUGGGAAAACAACAAAUGACAAUGAUAAAGAAGACUACGAUAAUGAUGCGGACGAUGAUGAUGCUGACAAUGCAGAGGAAUCGGAAGGUGAAGAAUUCGAGCAAGAAACUGGUUGAAUAUCCUUCAUUCAAAGACCUGCAUAAUGCACAAUGUGUAAGUGAGCUUUUAUUUCUCUUGUACUUGGCUCCUUGUUUCUGUAAAAAGUUAUGCUUGGCCUUUUUUUCCCCAGAGAGAAUGAUAAUGCUUAGGCCUGCGACUCUUAUAUUAUAUCUUAAAUUGUUCAAGCAAGAGAAAUUUAAACAUUUUAUCUGA